This is a messenger RNA of Mustela lutreola (European mink), 2091 nucleotides long. Its product is annotated as alpha-fetoprotein-like. The coding region runs from base 314 to 2008 and encodes 564 amino acids. Gene Ontology annotation, cellular component: blood microparticle; cytoplasm. Lineage: Eukaryota; Metazoa; Chordata; Mammalia; Carnivora; Mustelidae. Gene Ontology annotation, biological process: transport. The record is from RefSeq and is a predicted model, not a curated record. The transcript has 15 exons. Gene Ontology annotation, molecular function: fatty acid binding; zinc ion binding.
CAUGAAGACUCUUAGACCCAUAUGUUUUCUUGUUUUCUUCAGCUAUGUUCAGUGUCAAACUCUUCAGAGAAGUUUACUAGCCGCAGGUAGAGAAACUAAAACUUUGAGAGCUUAAGCUGUUUUCCUAAGGCCACGCUCAGAAUCAGAGCUGGAAGUUGAACUCAGAGUAACUGGCUCCAAAGCCUUUCCCUGUAACAGAUAUGAUGAUGGUUUCUUUAUUUAACAAAAAGCUGCUCAGUUCUUCAGAAGAGCCUUGCACCACAUUAAUAGCCAGAAUUACCUGCAGGAGAACUUAAGAGACAUCACCAGCAUCAUGGUGGCUCAGUUUCUCCAGAAAUUAACUUUUGAAGAGGUACAAACCAUAGUCGAAGAGGUGGUAGAUCUUGCAGACAAGUGCAAGAUCCUCAAGGCACACGAGUCACCAUCAGAAUGCUCUCACCAGUUGAUGACUACCUUCCUAGAGCACAUUUGUCAUAACCAAGGAAAGGCUGACAAAGAAGAGUUUUCUCACUGUUGCAAUAUAAAUAACAAAGCAAGACUCAAGUGCUUCCUAUUAUACAAAAAAGAUGAUGCAGGUUACAGUGAUAUAUCCCAAAUUCCAAAUCCUGAGCAGAUCUGUGAGAUGGAUGAAGAGAAUCAAGUGUCAGUGAAGGAGAGGUACAUUUAUGAAACGUCUCGAAAGCAUCCGUUCUUGUAUGGGCCCACAAUUCUGACCAUGUCUGCUUGCUAUGAAACAGCUAUCCAGUCAUGCUGUCAAGAAAGAAAUAAAACUGAAUGCUUCCAGAUAAAGCUAGAACCCAUCAAAAAAUACGUUAAAGAAAUAUCUUUGAGGCAUCACCAUUUGUGUGAAAUUGGGAUUAAGUUCAAGCACCAAGUAGCAAAAGCAGUGGAAUUGGUUCUGCUGACUAAAAAACUACCAGAGGGUAACUUCUCUGAAAUUGCCAGGCUGGCUGUGGAUGCACAAAAUCUACAUCAGGCCUGUUGCGAAGGAGACGUCGUCACAUGUGUACUCGGCAGGAGCCAGCUUAUGAACUAUACCUGCUCCAAACAGUUGAGCCUCUCCAGCAAAAUCAGUCCGUGCUGUGCACAGCCGGCGCCGUUCCGAGGGGAGUGCGUGAUCAGCUCAGAAAACGAGCAGAAGCCUCAUCUUGCAUCCUUGCCACUCGGCAGAUUUACAGAAGACCGAUCUGUGUGUGAACAAUUCUCCCACGAGCCAGAUGAUUUCCUGCAAGAGUUUCUUUAUGAAUAUUCAAGAAGACACUCAGAAUUGGCAGUUCCUGUGAUUUUAAGAGUGGAUACGGUCUAUCAAAAUUUAUUGGCAAACUGCUGUAAAUUAGAAAAUCCUCUGGAAUGCUAUAGCCGUGGGCAAGAGAUGUUCCAAAGAGUGGUUCGUGAAAGCCAUGAGCAUGUAAAACAUCACUGUGAUUUGCAUGAGAAAUUGGGAGAGGCUGACUUCCAUGACAGGCUCAUAAUCCUUUAUACUAAGAAAGCCCCACAACUAUCUGCUCAAGAGUUGGUUAUGUUCACAAAGAACAUGGCAGCCGCUGCCACCAAAUGUUGUCCACUAAGAGAUGAGCAACGAUUUGCCUGCAUGGAGGACUCGGCAAAACUAAUUCUUGGAGCUUUAUGCAGAAGACAUGAGGCAGAGCCUAUCAAUGCUGGUGUGGGCCACUGCUGUGAUGAUUCCUAUGCCUUCAGGAAGCUGUGCUUUGAUGAUCUACAAGUCAACGGGACUUACAUUUCUCCACCUUUAUCCUGUGACCAAGUCAUCAGCCUUAAAGAGAACUUGUGCAAAGCUCAGGAGGAGUUCCAAACUGAAAAACAGAAGCUCCUCAGCCACCUCGUGAAGCAGAAGCCAUACGCCAGAGAGAUGCAGUUCCAAUCCAUGACUGACAGCUUUGCCCACGUGGUGGAGAAGUGCUGCCCAGCAGAGACAAGGGAAAUGUGUUUCCGAGAAGAGGGGUCCAAACUGAUUGAAAAGUGCCAGUCUCUCUUGGGAAGCAGAUGAUUCCAGGAAAUGUCCAAGUGAAGUCUUUGCUGAGCUCUGCCUUUUACUUUUCAUGAGUAAUAAAACGCAUGUCUCAUAUCCAA